GGUAUGCAGGCCCGUUGGCCGCUGAUCCGCAGACUGCCGCAGGCACCAUUGGGUCACGUGAUGUUUCUGACUGGCCGGUCCACAUUGACCGCCGGCCAACAGAACGGAGAGGCUGGUUUAGUUGAGAAUCGAGUAGUGGCGGGGGAAGUUAGUUUGUUAAGAGAGGAGUUUUCCGGUGACCGUUAUCGGCGCAGAACGAACAUCUGCUUUGUUGAGAAAUUAAGCCUGAAUCAGAAUACACGCCAGGCAUUGAUGCUGUAAGGUUUUGCAAGCAUUCUGGUGUGAAGUAAGAUGACUGAUGUGCGGCCAAGCCCAGCUGCAAUGAACCACAACAUGAGCUCCAGCUCCAUGUCAAGUUUAAAAACGACGCAGCGCGGCCAGACGCUGCUGCGAGAGCUGGACCACCUGUCGCUGACGCACCCGGACGAGUUCCGCGAGCGGCUGGGCGCGCUGAAGCACAAGUACCAGCGCAGCGAGCAGCAGCUGCAGGAGCUGGUGUCGCACCACGAGGCCGAGCUCCGGCGCGCCAUGCAGCUCUACGAGAACGUCUCCGGACGCAUCUCGGCCACGCGGACCCGGAUGCGUACCGUGCGCGAGAACCUGGUCAACUGCAAGAUGCUGCUGCACUGCAAACGCGACGAGCUGAAGAAGCUCUGGCAGGAGGGCGUCGAGCACAAGCACAUGUUGUCGCUGCUGGAGAAGGUGGAGGAGCUGCGCGGGCUGCCCGACGCCGUGUCGUCGCACAUGCAGCGGCGCGAGUUUUACCGGGCCACGCGCCGUCUGACGGACGGUCUGGCGCUGCUGGACGGCCAGCUGGUCGGGGUGCAGGCGCUGCAGGAGGUCCGCGCCGAGCUAGAGGCGCUGGCCGACGAACUGCACGAGCGGCUGGCCGACGAGCUGCAGCGACACCUGUACGAGCAGAGCACGCAGCCGGCGCUGGCGGCGCUGCAGCGGCACGGCAGCGGACGCUGCUCGGGCCGCGCCGGCUCCGAGCGCGGCGACGAGCAGCGCAGCUCUGGCCGCUCGUCGGCGCGGGAGCGCGAGCGCCGUCCGCUGGUGGACAUCUCCGGCCUGCUGGGCGGCCCGGCCGGCGGCGAGGAGGAGCUGGAGGCGCUGGACGGCGGCGACGGCGCCAGCCACCCGGCCGUGCUGGUCGAGUGCCUGACGCGGCUGCAGAAGCUGCCCGACACGGUGGAGGCGGUGCUGUCGCGCAUGGAGUCUGAGCUGCUGUCGGUGGUGGCCCGCACGUCGCGCACGCUGCAGGAGCAGCGGUCGGUGCAGGUGGUGGCGCCCGCCAUCGGGCCGGCGCUGGUGCAGCCGGCCGACGGCCAGGCGCUGCUCUCUCAGCUGGUGGACGCCGUGGCCGACCAGUUCCGCGCCGUGGCCGCCACUCACGAGCGGGUACUGGUGGCGUUCCGGCGCUCAGCCGCCUCCCGCGGCCUGGACACCAUUGCGCUGUACAGCAUGGACGACGUCUGGGCGCGCAUCCAGGACGUGCUGAAGUUGGUUACAUCCGAGUACCUGGAUGUGCCGAGCGCGGGCGGCGCGGCCGCCGCCGACACGCCUCUGACGCCGCGCACAGAGACUGCCGCCGAGCUCUCCAGCCACUUUAUGCGCAAACGGCCGCCCCGCGUCCGCACGCGGCAGCUGUUCAAUUUUGACGCGUCGUCGACGAGUCUGAACAUGGGCGCGUACCUGCAGGAGAAGGCGCGUCUGUCGCGGCAGCGCGGCGAGGGCGCGGCGCUGCUGGCGUCUCCGGGCGAGCGGCGCCGCCUGGUGCCGGCCGACCCGCUCAACAUCACGCUGCUCUACCCGCCGCUGAUGCGGCUGGCGGCCGAGAUCGAGGAGAAGCUGGGCCAGACCUCGCACUGUCCGCUGCACAGCUUCAUCAACGACUACAUCAGCGAGGAGCUGCUGGGCCAGCUGCGCGCCGAGGGCGCCCUGCUCGCCGAGACGCGCAUGGACGGCUGGAAGACGGUCCAGGAGCCGGCCGAGCUGGUGGCACUGGGCGCCGCCAAGCCGCUGCUGCAGUCGGCCGUCCAGGUGCGCCGCUUCGUGGCCUCGCUGCGCACCUUGAUGACGUCGCUGCCCGACUACUGCAACCACUUCCUGUCCAUCAUCUGCGGCGUGCUGGUGCAGUACAAGGAGGCGUGCGGCCAGCAGUACCGCGGCCUCACCCAGGCAGAGCACGGACGCGCCGUCGUCUCUGCCCAGUGGGCGCACGACGAGGACAUCAGCCGCUUCCUGCGCGAGCUGCCCAACUGGCUGAACCAGAAGCAGGGCGGCGCGGCGGCGGCGGCCGCCGCCGGUGCCGAAGACCUAUCCGUGGAGGAGUCACCAGAAGAGGUGCGCGAGCGCAACCGGCGCGAGACCGAGAUCCUCUCCGGCAACCUGGGUGACGGCGACAUCGGGCCAGGCGAGGUGAUCGCGGACGUGCAGCUGCUGCGCCAGCUAGCCUGGCUGCACGAGAGCCUGGAGUGGCUGGGCGGCUACGUGCAGAACAUGGCGGCCGACCUCUCCGAGUCCGGCGCCGUGCCCGAGUCGUCUGCGCAGACGCUGACGCAGCUCGGCCGCGACCUGGAGGAGCUGGCCGACAGUGGCCUGCUCGUGCUGCACCUGGAGGUGCGCGUCCACUGCUUCUUCCACCUGCUGCCUUUGACGCGCCAGGGCCAGUUCGCGCCCAACCUGGACAGCUCUGAGCCGGACCCGGAGGUGAGUCGGCUGAACCGCGACCUCUCCUCCAUCAUGGACGUGCUGCAGACGGCGCUGCGCAAGCGCAAACUGCGCUACAUCUUCGAGGGCCUGGCGCCGCUGGUGUCGAACCUGCUGAUCGCCGACCUGCCGCACAUCCAGCGCGUCAACGAGAACGGCGUCAAGAAGAUGGUGCGCGACGUGCUGAGUCUGCAGCAGAGCAUGACGAGCCUGACGAUGGCGCGCGAGGUGGCGCUGGACCAGGCGCGCGCCUACUACGAGCUCCUGCUCAAGGACAGCGACGAGGUGCUGGCGGCGGUGCGCGAGCGCGGCGCCGCCUUCACGGAGGCCGAGUACGCGGCCGUGCUGGAGCUGCUGCACCGCAGCCAGCCGGGCGCGCCGGCCAUGAGGCUGCACCGCACCCUCGAGCGGCUCUCGGACGUGAUGUCGGGCGCGCUGGCAGCCGGCGCGCACGGCUACCCGCACGAGUAGGGCGCGGAGCCGAGAGACAGCCGAACUGUCUGCGGAGACUGCGACCGAGACGGACGCUGCCCAGCGGCGACCGAAUCAGUAUUUUCCGCUCAACGCUGGCAUACCUUUUCGCUAGAUUAUUUGGUGGAAACACAGACGGUAGUGGUAAGCUUUAAUGACUUCCUAUCCUAGCAGCCUAUCGCUUAUAAUUCGGGAGUUCGUAAUCCGGCAUUUUUAUGGGUUUCCAUUCAUGUAGCCGAAGCUACCUGCCCACAUAUACACGCAUAUCGCACCUGUACCGAAUAUUUAUUGUUAUUCCAGCCGCCAGCGAUUGCAGACUGAUCAUGUAUUGGGGGAUGCGGCGAACAGCUUUGAUGAGUUUCGGUUGCACAUUAGUUUUUUUUAUAAGCCGUUUGUUGCUAGCCGGGAUGAAGGGUGGCCAACAUUGCUUUCUCACUGCGUCACCGAGUUGAGAAAACACGUCCUGGAAGUUUUGGUGUCUUGAUAAGUUACAUAAGGUAUUCUGUGUAAUACUAAAUACCGUGUAACAUUUACUUCACCGCUGCUUUUGUAUGCAUUCGAUGUCUGUUUAAACCUCGGUUUGAACUGCUUGCCGGAAUAAACCUUGGAUAUGUGCA
Molecule: messenger RNA, 3800 nt
Organism: Amphibalanus amphitrite
Lineage: Eukaryota; Metazoa; Arthropoda; Thecostraca; Balanomorpha; Balanidae
Product: exocyst complex component 4-like
Exons: 3
Coding region: 292-3183 (963 amino acids)
Biological process (GO): Golgi to plasma membrane transport; chemical synaptic transmission; exocytosis
Cellular component (GO): synapse; exocyst; growth cone membrane
Source: RefSeq, a predicted model, not a curated record